AUGUCGGACGCGGCUCUCGAUGGCGUGCCUUCACUGGGCGGCUCGCCCGUCAUCUUCAUCGCGGUCAUUGCAGCGAUAGCAUGUGUCGUGGUCGUCGCUGCAGUGUUGAUCUGCCUCUAGUAAGUCGAGGCAGCUGAGUAUCGCGACCACGAGGAGCUAUCUUCUCACCUUGACCACCUGUCUUCUCAUAUGCGGCACAGCUGCCGCCGACGAAGACGCAGAAAAGCAGCACUAGCACGAGCUUCGUUGGGCAAUAAUCUCAACACUUUGCACCCUGGUCCAUCACUAGGUGGCCGCAGGGGAAGGGCGCAAGGCUCGGGUUUUGCGCCAGUCUCUCAGAUGAAUGAUGACGAAGCUUUCAACGCCGCUCCUUCGCCUAGACACUCGUUGCAGUACGAUGGAGCUUACGAUCCGUACAAUUCCGCCAACUCGACUGCUCUGCGCACUGGAGGUGCACCAUACUCAAAUCCAUACGGGGUGGGCGCGGCUGUAGGCGGAAAGUACGAUGAAAGCUCAGAAGUCCUUGCGACGCCCACUUCCACCAACAACGCACCUUUCAGUGGACGACCGGGUGGAGCUGCCGGUGGAUCGGCUGGCGUGGGAAGCGCAGCAGGAGCAAAUGCUUACAACAAGCCGAACAGGGCUCAACAGAGUUCCGCUGCUGGCCCAGGGCGCAUGUAUAGCGGCCAUCAGCCCACUGCUAGCUAUGGGUCCGGUUUCUCCGAUGCAUCGUACUCUGCGCCUCCUAGGAGAGAGGAGAGAAGCUCUUACUAUGGCGGCGUGGGUGCUAUGGAGCCCGCGUCUGACUACCUGCCCCCAGCGCAAGGCGCUCACAACUCCUACACCGCCAGCAUGCCACCAACAUCCUCAACUCACAAUCAGGCACAAUCGUGGACAGCAUACGCGUCAGAUGCACCGGCUCCGGAAGAUGCUCCACCAUCGCACGACUUUGGAGCGGCAGGAUAUGCUGCGGAAAAGCAAGCCCACAUGGCUGCGCACACAUCCAGUGCUAAUUCCAGCAACACCCAAUCGCUUCCCAAUCCGUACAGCAGCGAACGAGGUGCGCGUCCAUCUGCUUCCACCGGACAUCCAGCAGCGACGCACGCGUCCGCUUCGAUUUCGGCUUCCUAUCCUCCUCCACAGACAUCAUCUGCGACAGAACCUCCUUCGUACGACGCCUUGUCCAUCGAUGAGAGGUCUGGCUACACUGCUGCUCAGCCUGAGAGCAGCAGCAGACCGCACAGUGAAGUCAUGGCUGCUGGACCUAGCAGAGUGGACAGAGCAUCCGGAUCCUUCCCCAGCAGCAGCGCAAAUGGCGGUCAGAACAAGUGGACAAGCGGAGACUUUAAGGAUGGCGGCGCCGCGUGA
Molecule: messenger RNA, 1368 nt
Organism: Ceraceosorus bombacis
Lineage: Eukaryota; Fungi; Basidiomycota; Exobasidiomycetes; Ceraceosorales; Ceraceosoraceae
Source: the annotation of a GenBank genome assembly